AGGUUCGCAGAGGCCCGAGGUCUGGGCGGCGCGGCCCGGGACAGAACCAGGGGGAGGGAGCGCGGUUCCCCGCCCAGGGGCGGGUCUGGGGAGCUGGGUUUGCGGGGCGCAGGGCCAGGCCCGGCCCGGCCCAGGGCGGAGCUGCUCUCCGGAUCCCAGGCGGGGCCGGGAGCUGGCACCGCCCACGCGCGCCGCCCGGGCCCAGGAGUCUCAGCGGUGUGGCCAUGGGGCGGCUGGUGGCCCUGGGUUUGCUGGGCAUCGCGCUGGCACUGCUGGGCGAGAGGCUGCUGGCGCUCAGAAAUCGACUUAAAGCCUCCAGAGAAAUUGAAUCCAUAGACCUUCCAAACUGCCACCUAAUUAAAGGAAUUGAAGCUGGCGCUGAAGAUAUUGACAUUCUUCCCAAUGGCCUGGCUUUCUUUAGCGUGGGUCUUAAAUUUCCAGGACUCCACAGCUUUGCACCAAAUAAGCCCGGAGGCAUACUGAUGAUGGAUCUCAACGAAGAGAAAGCCAGGGCACUAGAGUUAAGAAUCAGCCGAGGGUUUGAUUUGGCUUCAUUUAAUCCACAUGGCAUCAGCACGUUCAUAGACACCGAUGACACGGUUUAUCUCUUUGUUGUAAACCACCCUGAAUUCAAGAAUACUGUAGAAAUUUUUAAAUUUGAAGAAGAAGAAAAUUCUCUGGUGCACCUGAAAACGAUCAGACAUGAGCUUCUUCCCAGUACAAAUGAUGUCAUAGCUGUUGGACCAAUGCAUUUCUACGCUACCAAUGACCACUACUUCUCUGAUCCUUUCUUAAAGUAUUUGGAGACAUACUUGAACUUACACUGGGCCAAUGUGGUUUACUAUAGUCCAAAUGAAGUUAAAGUAGUAGCAGAAGGAUUUGAUUCAGCAAAUGGGAUCAAUAUUUCACCUGAUAAAAAGUACAUCUAUGUGGCUGACAUAUUGGCUCAUGAAAUUCAUGUUCUGGAAAAACAACCGGAUAUGAAUUUAACUCAAUCAAAGGUACUCCCAUUGGAUACCCUGGUGGAUAAUUUAUCUAUCGACCCUUUCUCGGGAGACAUCUGGGCCGGCUGUCAUCCUAAUGGCCAGAAGCUAUUCGUGUAUGACCCGAACAACCCUCCCUCAUCAGAGGUUUUGCGCAUCCAGAACAUUCUGUCGGAGAAGCCUACAGUGUCUACAGUUUAUGCCAACAAUGGAUCUGUCCUCCAGGGGAGUUCUGUGGCUUCAGUUUACGAUGGCAAGCUGCUCAUCGGCACUUUAUACCACAGAGCCUUGUACUGUGAACUCUAAGUUGUAGUUUUGGUAUGUAAGUGUGAUAACCUCUAACAAUUAAUUUUCUAUGAAUUGCUCAUUUUGAGGGAAUUUAACCAGCAAUAUUGACCCAGAUCUGUAUUACGUAUAUAGUUAAUUUUAUUAUUUCAGCAAGGAAAGUCUCCAAUUCUUAUAGCAUUUUUAACACAAAAGGAAAGUGAAGUUUUUUUUUAAUGUCAGACGAGGGAGAGAAAAGAAAACUGCCUUCCUGUAAAGUGAGCACACUUUGCCCAAAAUGAGCGUCACUUUGCCUUACAGCUACAGAACAGGAGUCCGCUGACACAGGACGGGUUGUUUCCUAAAAAUGUUAAGUGACCUCAGCUCCCACCUUAUGACUACUGUGAGCAUUCAGAACUACUGACAGAUAAUGUUUUGAAGUUUUGUAUUUACAUCUUUGUUUACUAUUAAACAGGUGAAAUUAUAUUAAAGACUAACUGAAAUCCAA
Chinchilla lanigera (long-tailed chinchilla) is the source of this 1755-nucleotide messenger RNA. It is a transcript of the gene Pon2, whose product is annotated as paraoxonase 2. The record is from RefSeq and is a predicted model, not a curated record. Gene Ontology annotation, cellular component: extracellular region. Gene Ontology annotation, molecular function: arylesterase activity. Lineage: Eukaryota; Metazoa; Chordata; Mammalia; Rodentia; Chinchillidae. Bases 225 to 1289 code for a protein of 354 amino acids. The transcript has 9 exons.